Scleropages formosus (Asian bonytongue) is the source of this 1653-nucleotide messenger RNA. Its product is annotated as chloride intracellular channel protein 2-like. The record is from RefSeq and is a predicted model, not a curated record. The transcript is spliced from 6 exons. Bases 268 to 1005 code for a protein of 245 amino acids. NCBI's taxonomy places the organism in Eukaryota, Metazoa, Chordata, Actinopteri, Osteoglossiformes, Osteoglossidae.
CAGAUAAAGCAAAGCGUGAUUUACUGGGUUUCCCCCGUUUGCCGUCACACACAUGCAUAUACACACAAACUGUGUAUCCAUACAAAAACUACAAAGAGAGCAGAGCCCACAGCAUUUUGCCUCGUCCCCCAUCUCAACGACGUGAAGCUGAGAUCCCUGCUGCGAAGCUCAACAUUCCUCGCUGUAUUCCAGACAAUCAGAGGACAGUGGAAUAAGAGCAUCUGCUACCUACCGGACUAACAGGAAAAGCAUAUUACUGGACCCAUCAUGGCUCUUGUGAGAGAAAACCCAGACGUUGAACCUGCUAUUGAGCUAUUCAUAAAGGCAGGUCAUGAUGGACAGAAGGUGGGAAACUGUCCAUUUUGCCAGAGACUUUUCAUGGUGCUGUGGCUGAAGGGGGUCAAAUUCACAGUGACCACAGUCGACAUGAAAAAGAAGCCAGCAGAGCUAAAGGACUUGGCGCCUGGGACCAAUCCUCCAUUUCUUCUGUACAAUGGGGAUCUCAAAACGGACUUUAUCAAGAUUGAGGAGUUCCUGGAGCAGACAUUGGCCCCUCCCAGAUACCCCCACCUGAGCCCAUUGAACAAGGAGUCUUUUGAUGUGGGUGCUGACAUUUUUGCCAAGUUCUCAGCUUACAUCAAGACAGGACCCAACAACCAAUACCUUGAAACAGCCCUACUGCGGGAGUUCAAGAGGCUCGACGAUUACCUGAACACUCCUUUGCCGCAAGAGAUUGACCAGAACUCCGCAAACAACAUUUUAAUCUCGAACAGGAAGUUCCUGGAUGGCAAUCAUCUCACUCUUGCUGACUGCAACCUGCUACCCAAACUCCACGUCAUCAAGGUUGCAGCCAAAAAAUUCUGUAACUUUGACAUUCCUGCACAGUUCACGGGUGUAUGGCGUUACCUAAAUAAUGCGUAUGCCAUGGAGGAGUUCAGCCAAACCUGUCCUGCAGACAUUGAGAUUGAGAAUACCUACGUGAACGUGGCUGGCAAGAAGAAAUGAACCCUCGUCACCUUUGCCCAAACCCCACUGUCCACCUCAGUUUAAUGCAGAACAGUAGCACCAUUGGGAAGACGUUAGCAUUCCAGAUCUGUCAUCUUAUGAAAAUCUAUAAGCCCCUGACCACGCUUCAUGUGAGCGGGUCAGUUUCAUCAACAAUUAAAACUAGAUUAUUUAGUGGCUACUCUAGCCCUGCAAUGUGCAAGAGGGCCUGUAGAAAAAUUUAUAUCUUUCACUGCCAUAGACACAGUACAAUCUGCUGCAUGCUGAUUUUAUGAGUUUGACUUCAUUUGUAAUUUAAACAGAACAUUGUAACAAUAGUGUAAAUAUAUAUUUUACAGCUUUACUACUAAUUGUACAUAUACUUUAUAACUGGAGAUAAAUAAUGUAGAUUAGUCGCGACAUAUAAUAUCCAGUCCAGUCAUAGCCAGAUGAUGAAUAAAGAAAGCCACUUAAGAGUUCAGUGAUGGCAGUGGUGAUGAUGGCAGUCUAUAGUGAAGCUGGAACACUUGUAUAAAAUAGUUAUAUGGUACAAAACUUUUGCUUAUUCUUCAGAAACUUUUGUAAACUGAAACGACUAAUACCGAAACGCCAAAAAUUUUACGCAGUAAAUGUAGAAAGUUUUCAUUGUACAAUUCCUGCAGCAGUGAA